This is a messenger RNA of Microstroma glucosiphilum, 1514 nucleotides long. RefSeq lists its product as hypothetical. The coding region runs from base 156 to 1358 and encodes 400 amino acids. The record is from RefSeq and is a predicted model, not a curated record. The transcript is spliced from 2 exons. NCBI's taxonomy places the organism in Eukaryota, Fungi, Basidiomycota, Exobasidiomycetes, Microstromatales, Microstromataceae.
CUCAGCGCACUCGAGCUCAAUCACUGAGGCCACAAAAUCUCAUCAUCGAUCCAAUGCUUUCACCAAUCACCUUCGGCACCUUCAUUCUCGUCGCAAUCUUUGGUCUCGCCGGCCUCCACUCCAUUCUUACGUGGUAGAUCGAGACCUGACCCGCCAUGGCUAGGAUCAUCUCUGACGAUUCUCGUCCCACUGGCCGCCCUGGAAGGAGAAGCUCUGCCAAAGACAAGAAACCUCCGCCAUUGAUCUCGUACCUCAUUUUCCUACUCCCCGCUCUCGCCUUUGCCAUUGGCUUCUAUGCCCACUACACUUCCGUCCACGCUUCUCCAUACGACAGGCUCGCCUCGUUGCAGAAGCUCUCACCUCCAGAACUUCGAGUCAAAGCUGGCCUGCCCGCCGAGUUCGGACAAUGGUUGGACUCAUACCCCUUUGCAAAACUGCCCUGGCUCCUUGAUGUGAUCUUCGGAGAUCUCAUGUCACACAACAUGGGCAAAGGCCUCUUCACGCUCGUCCUCUCCGCCGCUACGACUCCCUUUGCCGCACUGAUCUUCGAUGCUCUACGACCAGGUACGCCUCUUAUGCUUGGCAUCGGAUACCUCCUCUUGGUGUGCCUGAUUGGACAGAUUGUGAUGAUAGGCUUUGCGAUCCCUGCCUUCUUCCUCCCCGUCUGGACUUGGUACACCUGGAGGCAAGCCACUCACUCGCCAAAAGUGAUGCGACCUUUACCCUCACCACCAAUGCCCCAGAUCAAGACUGCGAGUGUGGCACUUGGGCUAUCGAUUCUGACUGCCGUGUGGACUCUCUUGGUACCCCCUUCGAGCAGCAAGCACUUCUUCUGGGCUUCAUCGGCCUUCCAACUUUACCCACUGGUCUGGUUGCCUCUGCUGUUCAUCAAGCCUGUAGAGCCGACGAAAGCUCCCAAGAGCCCACGUCUGGCAGCUGCAAACGUUCUCAUGCUUAUGGCUUAUGUCAAUAUCCCCAUUUACUGGCUCGGUCUCUAUCUCUGUGUCCCAGAUCUGCUAACAAUUAUGCGCACCGGCUCAGGCUGGCCAGACGACAUCACACGCCUCAUCUUCUACGACACUGUUGCUCUUACCCUCGCAUGGUACAUCAUGGUUCUGAUUCAAGCUGAAGUCGAUGUUCGCGCCCUUCAAUGCGGCGGUCCCCGAGUGCAUAGGGCUCGUCUGUUCAUCGAAGAUACAGUCUUUGGGAGCGUGGGUGCUGUGCUGGGAGGUCCUGGCUUUGGCAUGGGCAUGUACUUUGCUAGGAGGGAAAUCAUGGCAGAGAAGGCGAGGUGGGGAGUCCAACCAGAUUUUGCAACCGCUGGCAAGGAGGUGAAAGGAGCUGAGGGCAAGAAAUGAAAAUCGCGCGUAUACGUUGACAAUCCAUACUGUCCUGGUCUACCAUCGUCUGAAGUAGAUUUACCAUGGCAUGGCGUAGCUCGAGACGCAGGCCAAAUUACUUGUCCACGUCGUGUGUCCCUAAUCGGUUUCUAGCAAGAGAUGCCGCCAUUUCCC